CAGCUUGCUCGUCUUGAGCGUAUCAAGAAGCGGUCUCGUCGCAAGCCAGCAGCCACCACCACUUCACCCAACGAGAUUAAGCACGAAUUAAAACAAGAGCCAUUUCCAACACUAGCUGGAGAGAAAGCCACAACUGAAUUUAACUCUGAUGAAUCGGCCAUCGCAAAAAAAAAAUUCCUAAAAACAAGGUGUAAUGGCAUUACCAAUCCGCCUAAGGCAGACGAUAGUACCAGCCAUCUUGAUAACACCAUAGUAUUAUUUGAAUCUAUAUCAGAAAUGUCUACAGCGUCGAGCCUUGAAAGCACACUUACAGAUGAAGAUCAAACAGCUUCGAGUAGUGACGGGGUUUUCGGGACGAAGAGACUCCUACAGUGA
This is a messenger RNA of Protopolystoma xenopodis, 375 nucleotides long. The record is from the annotation of a GenBank genome assembly. NCBI's taxonomy places the organism in Eukaryota, Metazoa, Platyhelminthes, Monogenea, Polystomatidea, Polystomatidae.